This is a messenger RNA of Mugil cephalus (flathead mullet), 1598 nucleotides long. RefSeq names its product kallikrein-13-like. The transcript has 6 exons. The record is from RefSeq and is a predicted model, not a curated record. Lineage: Eukaryota; Metazoa; Chordata; Actinopteri; Mugiliformes; Mugilidae. Gene Ontology annotation, biological process: proteolysis. The coding region runs from base 1 to 672 and encodes 223 amino acids. Gene Ontology annotation, molecular function: serine-type endopeptidase activity.
AUGGCUCGUCUGACGCUGCUUCUUGUUCUGCUGUGGGUCGGUACCACAGUGAGCACAGUGGUGGACGUGCACAAAAGGAUCAUCGGAGGUCAAGACUGUGUGUCCGUCAUUUUAGGAGUACAUCCAGGUCAAGCAAAGCAGGUGGACAUAACCACACAACUUGAGAUCUACAAAGAUGAACAGGGACCACACGAUAUCAUGUUUCUGAAGUUACCUGACGGAAGAGAAAUUACUGACUUUCUAAAUCAGAUUCCGUCUGUUGAUCUUGCUGACUGCAAUGCAAGACUCCAGUUGGGAAACCAAGUGCAGAUUGCAGGUUAUGGAUCCAGUACCAUGGGCCCUAAUUAUGAAAGAAUUGACCAGCCAUCACCAACUCUGCAAUGUGCAGAUGUUAACGUCGUUGACUGCACUAGGCUGAAAGAACUUAAGAAGAACACACCACAUCAUUACCAGCACUGGUUCUGUGGUCAAGCUGAUGGAAAGGAUGCAUCUCCUGGUGACUCUGGUGGAGGAGUCGUGUUCGAAGACAAGCUCUACGGUGUAAUCAGCUUCACCGGAAAUGAUACACAUGCAACUAUAGAAGCAUUUGGAUUCAUAGACCUUUGUCAUCCAGACUAUUUUAAAUGGAUACAAAGUGUUACUACUCCAAAGAGAAAAUUAAGUCUCUCUUAACUCACUCUGAGGUUAAAGGGGACAUGACACAUUAAACAUAGUUAUAAUAAUUUAAAGAAAGUCUCCCACACCAAAAAGAUUAUAUAUGUUUUAUCACUGAUGGCCAAAGGAUUUUCAAAAUCUUACCAUUUAAAUUUCACUGUUAAAACACAGGACGUCGCCAUCACGGUUGUGUCUCCAGACGUGACAUCAUUGGAUUGGUCGGCUGACUUUGCAGACACACUGAGAAGCUGCAUGUACAUUGAAAAAAUGCAAACAAAUGGGAACAAGAGACCAAAAAGUUGAGCUGGCAAUUUAUUGAAAACAACGAUUUAACUGAAAUAGGCUGUUCAUUGAUCAGCUGAUCAAAACUUUAAAGUCCUAUUCAUACGGGAGUAGUUUUACCAGGGGAUCUCUGGUAGUUUCUAAUAAUGACAGAGGUCGUGUGUGAUCUUAAGAAUUUUGAAGGAUGUGCUAUAAAUCAAAGUUUAUACAGAUGUUAGAGCACAAAGUCGAGAUGAACUAUUAACUUUAGACGUAUAAAAACAUUAAAUCAACCUUCUGUAAAGGUGGGUCUUAUUUAAAUGCCGCCAGAUUGUUGGUAAUUUCUUCCCCGGGAUAAAUAGUAUCAAAUAUAUAUUUGUAUCAUCAUUUUUAUCUGUCUCUGACAUGCAGUGGAGUGAGGCUGAAAGCAGCAGAGAGAAAAAUCAAGCUUUCUGCCUCGUCCUCUGACAGAUUUUCUCCCUGAACUGCGUCUUCUUCACUUGCAGCCAAAGCACCUGACCGAUCCGAUGACGGAGUACGACAGUACGACCAAAAAAUGAUCCAUUAUGUUUAAAAUAUGUACACUUUCACUAUGUUGGUGCAUGUUCCGUUUGUCUCAUGUCCCCUUUAAGGAUAAUUACGUCACAAAACUCUUCCAGAAUAAAUAUCAUGUGAGACUCCAA